GGCCUCGAUUCAUUGGCAGCUCGGCGCCUCCGCGAGCCGCAGCCCGCUCAGGUGAGGGAGGGCCGCUCGCUCUCUCUCCUCUCUCUCUCGUCUCGUCUCGUUCGUGCCUUCAAGAUCGGCAUUGUGACCACGGAACUGAGGCCGGAUGCUGACCUGGGUUGAUGUAGAGCUGGGUGCUCCCCUGAGCUGUGCGGUGAUGCAGGUGUCCCCCCGGCUCCUGUAUACCCAGCUCGAGGGCUAACGGCACUAUUUGCGUUACCCCGGAGCCUCGCGUGGCCCGGUGGCAGCAGGGCUCGGUAGCGGAAGGGCCCAGCCAAGGGUGGUCAAAUCCUGUUGGAAAUGAGGUUCCGAAUACACAAGAGGAAGGUGGCCAUUUUGUUUGUGCUGCUAACCGUGGCCGGCAUUGCUACGUGGAACGUCACGAAAGCGCGGAAGCAGGCCCCUCGCGAAAGUCCGAAAAAUGCAGUAGCAACUGAGCAGAACCGGAUUUUAUCCGAAGAUCGAGAUGAAUAUGACUAUUUCCGAGGUCGUGACAACGUGUCAUCUAAUUUUUUCGACGUGAAAAUUGGUGUGAAAAAUACGUCAAAGGAGCUGAAAAAGUACAUAUACUACCAAAACUUUUACCAGUUCAUCAGAAACUCUGAAAAAAUCAAGGCUCCAGCUAAGGAUGGGCUGGUCAUCCUGGUGCAAGUUCACAACCGCCCACAGCACCUCAAGCUGCUAGUGGAGUCGCUGAGAAAAGCCCAGAGGAUUGAGGAGGUGCUGCUUGUUCUCAGCCACGACUACAUAUCAGAGGAGGUCAACGAGGUCGUGCGCACCAUUGACUUCUGCCGCGUGCUGCAGAUCUUCUUCCCGUUUAGUCUGCAGGUCUACCCUAACGAGUUCCCGGGACAGGACCCCAAUGACUGUCCCCGGGACAUCUCCCUGGAAGAAGCCCGUCGGCUGAAGUGCAACAAUGCCGAGUUCCCAGAUAAAUACGCCCACUAUCGCGAGGCCGUCUUCACGCAGACCAAGCACCACUGGUGGUGGAAGUUGCACUUCGUGUGGGACCGCUUGAACGCCAUCAACGCCCACGACGGCCUCGUGCUGCUCAUCGAGGAGGACCACUAUCUACUGCCCGACUUCUACGUCGUCCUGCAGAAGAUGUGGGACAUGCAGAAGCGCGAGUGCCCCGACUGCGAUAUACUGAGCCUGGGCUCCUACGACAUGGUGGACAACUUUGAGGGCAAGAGCGACAAGCUUGAGGGGCUGCCCUGGCAGUCAUCGCGGCACAACAUGGGCAUGGCCAUCGGACGGCUGACGUACAAGCACCUGCUGGCCUGCACGCAGGAAUUCUGCACGUACGACGACUACAACUGGGACUGGACGCUGCAGCACCUGACGGUGGCCUGCCUGCCGCACCCGCUCAAGGCGCUGGUGCUGCAGGCUCCGCGCGUGUGCCACACGGGCGGCUGCGGCAUGCACCACCAGGGCCCGUGCGACGCCGAGGGGGAGGCCCGCCGCCUCGCGGAGCACGUGGCCGCCAAUGCGCCGCACCUCUACCCGACCGCCCUGCAAAUCCUGCAGAUGCACUAUGUGUCGCCCAUCAACCCCCACACUGUCAACGGUGGCUGGGGUGACAAGCGAGACCACGCGCUCUGCCAGAGCUACAGACAGCUGCGCUGAAUUGAACAGAGGAGCAGCAGCAAUUGUCUUGAAUUCUCCCGUUCUGGAAAGCCAUGUCUGGGUGUCAAUUGAGAACAAAAAGAAACAUUUUUCAUGUGUGUGAGGGACCAAUGUUGUUCCACUACUCCAUUCUCAUCUCCCCCCACCCUUAAUAUUCUUAUUUUGUUUUCAAUUGUUUUGUUACAGUUUAAAUCCAUCCUUUGCCUGAAUCUGUGUUGUUAUAACUGAAAAAUGUAAAACAUACAUUAAUUGGUGUUAGCACAAGUAAUGAUUUUCUCUUUAUAUGAAAAAAACUUUCAGAUGGACAGCUGUCAUUUUCCUACAUUACAUGGUGUGUUGUAAAUGGGUAUAAAGGUAAAGUGGCAUAAGGUAAUGGCCAAAUGAUUGGUGUUAAAUAUUUUUUUGGUAUGUUCUUAUAUAAUGUAGGUGAUUCCAGCAAAAUAAAUUUGAACUGGAAAGUG
Lethenteron reissneri (Far Eastern brook lamprey) is the source of this 2126-nucleotide messenger RNA. It is a transcript of the gene MGAT2, whose product is annotated as alpha-1,6-mannosyl-glycoprotein 2-beta-N-acetylglucosaminyltransferase. NCBI's taxonomy places the organism in Eukaryota, Metazoa, Chordata, Hyperoartia, Petromyzontiformes, Petromyzontidae. The record is from RefSeq and is a predicted model, not a curated record. Gene Ontology annotation, biological process: oligosaccharide biosynthetic process; protein N-linked glycosylation. Gene Ontology annotation, cellular component: Golgi membrane; Golgi stack. Gene Ontology annotation, molecular function: alpha-1,6-mannosylglycoprotein 2-beta-N-acetylglucosaminyltransferase activity.